Molecule: messenger RNA, 1777 nt
Organism: Vigna umbellata (rice bean)
Lineage: Eukaryota; Viridiplantae; Streptophyta; Magnoliopsida; Fabales; Fabaceae
Product: protein RETICULATA, chloroplastic
Biological process (GO): plant organ development
Cellular component (GO): chloroplast inner membrane
Source: RefSeq, a predicted model, not a curated record
AAUCCAACCUCAACAAUACAAAAUAGGGAAAACACUGAAGCCAAAAGUACUUACGCAGUUACCCUCACUUCGCCGCAUCCAUUCACUUCCAGUUUUAUCCCUAACUUCCGACUACUGAUCCUCCUCUCAACAACAUUUGGGGAAUGGCCUGUUUGGUUUCCUUCUGAUUGUUUAAUCAGUAGGAAGGAAAAAAAAUUAGUCGACUUUUCUGGGUAGUAUUGUGUUGGGAGAAAGUUGAGUUUUUUAGCAUAAUGGCGGGUUGUUUUUCAAAUUUUGCCGUGGCCGGUGUUGCCAAUGUGAGGCAAGAAGCCCUUUUCGGGAAUUUGGGAAAUCAGGAGUCAAAUUUGAUUAGGUUGAGUUUCAUGGGUGCGUUGAAUAAGGCUGCAUUUCAUGUUCUGUGUGGGAACAAGUAUGGUAGACCAUGGGUGGCUACGCAAAAGAAAAAAACUUUUCUUGUAAUGAGCAUGUCGCAGCCGUCUGCUGAAUCGCAAUCUUCUGUGACUUCGAUAGGAUUUUCCGAAGGGGGAGGUGAUGGUCUCCAGAGUAAGGAACAUGUGACUCGAGAUAAUGAGUCAGACUCCAAAAUUGAUAGAAAUGAUGAUAAUGGAGUUGUAGUAGAUAACGGUGGUGGGAAUGGAAGCUUUGGAAGUGGUGGAGAGGGAGAUGGGAGUGGUGGGGGUGGGGAUGGUGGUGAUGAUGACAGUCAUGACAAUGAAGAGGAGGAAUUUGGGCCAAUACUGAGAUAUGAUGAAGUAAUGAGAGAGACACAGGCUCGUGGAGCUACCCUUCCUUUAGACAUGAUAGAGGCUGCUAAGAGUGUGGGAAUCCGUAAGGUGCUUCUACUUAGAUAUCUGGACCUGCAGGGAUCCUUUUGGCCUUUAGGAUUUUUCAUGAAAUCAUGCUCUAUGCUUCGCAAUCGAAUGUUAGCUGAUCCAGCGUUUCUUUUCAAAAUUGGCACAGAGAUUGUCAUUGAUACAUGUUGUGCUACUUUUGCUGAAGUUCAAAAGAGAGGCAAAGACUUUUGGGCCGAAUUUGAGUUGUAUCUUGCAGAUCUUCUCGUUGGUCUAGUUGUUAAUAUUGCUUUGGUAGGUAUGUUGGCGCCCUAUGCUCGAAUAGGGAAACCAUCAAUAUCUAGUGGAUUCCUUGGUAGAAUGCAGAAGGCCUAUGCAGCCUUGCCUAGCAGUGUAUUUGAAGCAGAAAGGCCAGGAUGUAGGUUUUCUGUGCAGCAGAGACUUGGAACAUACUUCUACAAGGGUAUAAUGUAUGGAGCUGUUGGAUUUGCAUGUGGUAUUAUAGGCCAAGGCAUUGCAAAUAUGAUCAUGACUGCAAAGAGGAGCAUAAAGAAAUCAGAAGAGGACAUACCUGUGCCACCACUUAUAAAGAGUGCUGCUCUUUGGGGUGUGUUUCUUGCUGUUUCUUCCAACACGCGGUACCAGAUUGUCAAUGGACUAGAACGGUUGGUUGAAGCGUCACCAAUGGCAAAGCAGGUUCCCCCAGUUGCUCUGGCUUUCACAGUUGGCGUGCGUUUUGCCAACAAUGUGUAUGGUGGCAUGCAGUUUGUUGAUUGGGCUAGGUGGAGUGGAGUACAAUGACUCCUUUUUCCUGAUCUGUGUUCUAGUCAUGUAGAUGUGAUUUUCUAGCCAUCAAUAUAUGGUGCGUUGAAUUGGCAGAUUUGUGCUACUUGGUUAAGGUUGCAUGGUUUGAUAGAAAGAUUUUCUUUCUGGGAUUAUAAAUGUUACCAGGCAAUAAUUUAGAGGCAUGCCGUUUGUUACUUCUA